UGACUAUACCCUGGUGUACAGCACCGGUCUCGGCAGUUCCCCCGUCACAUCGGUAUCGCUGGUCAUCAUCAUGAAUACCAUAGUCGCUGCCCUGCUGCUGGCAGCCGCCUACUUGGCGGUAUCUGAAGCUACUUUCUACGGAGGUUACCAUGGAGGUUACCAUGGCUACCCCGUCUAUAAGAGCUACCAUAGCUACCCUGUCUACAAAAGCUACAGCAGCUACCCCGUGUACAAGAGCUACAGCAGCUACCCCGUGUACAAGAGCUACAGAAGUUACCCUGUCUACAAAAGCUACAGCAGUUACCCUGUGUAUAAGGGCUACGGUGGAAGUUAUGGAUAUGGAGGCGGUUAUGGCUAUGGAGGUGGCUACGGAUAUGGAGGUGGCUACGGAUAUGGAGGAGGACACGACUGGUGGUAAAAUCCUAAUCCAAAAGUUUAUCAUGAUUUUGAAAUUUCUAUUCUUAUAGUGCAAUUUAAAAUAAGAUUUGUUUAAAACUAAAUAAUGAAUUGUAAUAAAUUUCAACAGGUUUAUGUAUUUUGUAUGUUCUUCUAAGAUUUUUACUUAUUUAAAUGAUUCUUCUGAUUACUAGAUUUCUUUUUAUCUGUUAAAUUAACUAACCGAAGCUGUUUCUUCACAUUAUUUAUAUGUUUACCGUAUUUUACAUAGUUUUCAAGCAUGGAGUGGGGAGCACCCACUUAAUUAUAACAAAUACAAAAGCAUUUAGCUUAUACUUAGAUUCAUAAUAUAUCAAACAUUUCUAGUCUUCAGUUUGUAUAAGUUACCAAUAAACUACCAUUUUAUACUUACAACAGGUAAA
This is a messenger RNA of Homalodisca vitripennis (glassy-winged sharpshooter), 818 nucleotides long. RefSeq names its product prismalin-14-like. NCBI's taxonomy places the organism in Eukaryota, Metazoa, Arthropoda, Insecta, Hemiptera, Cicadellidae. The record is from RefSeq and is a predicted model, not a curated record. Bases 71 to 418 code for a protein of 115 amino acids. The transcript is spliced from 2 exons.